GCGGCCGCGGCAGUGCCCGCGGCGGGGCGCGGGCGGCGGGUGAGGGGCGGCGCUGCCGGGCGGGCUCGCACCGGCACCCAGCGGGCGGGCGGGGCGGCGGGUCGAUCUUAAAAUCUUACAACAUGUAUUUCCUCGGACUGUUGUCUCUGCUUGUUUUGCAAAGUAAAGCCUUCAAGACAAAUUUUCCUGAUGAAACUAUUGCUGAGCUUUCUGUGAAUGUUUACAAUCAGCUGCGAGCUGCAAGAGAAGAUGAGAAUAUUCUUUUCUCUCCUCUGAGCAUUGCACUAGCCAUGGGAAUGGUAGAGCUUGGAGCCCAUGGAACCACUUUGAAAGAAAUUCGUCACUCAUUGGGUUUUGACAGCUUAAAAAAUGGUGAUGAGUUUACCUUUUUGAAGGACCUUUCUGAUAUGGCAACUAGUGAAGAAAGUCAUUAUGUUCUGAAUAUUGCUAACUCUCUUUAUGUGCAGAAUGGAUUUCACGUCAGUGACAAAUUUUUGCAGUUGGUGAAAAAAUACUUUAAAGCUGAAGUAGAGAAUAUAGAUUUCAGCCAGAGUGCAGCUGUAGCUACCCACAUCAAUAAGUGGGUGGAGAAUCACACGAAUAAUAUGAUCAAAGAUUUUGUGUCAUCAAGAGAUUUUGGUGCUCUCACUCAUUUGGCUCUCAUCAAUGCAAUCUACUUUAAAGGCAAUUGGAAAUCACAAUUCAGACCUGAAAAUACAAGAACUUUUUCUUUUACUAAAGAUGAUGAAAGCGAGGUGCAGAUUCCAAUGAUGUACCAGCAGGGAGAGUUUUACUAUGGAGAGUUCAGUGAUGGCUCCAAUGAAGCAGGUGGUAUCUAUCAAGUUCUGGAAAUACCAUACGAGGGAGAUGAAAUUAGUAUGAUGAUCGUUCUUUCCAGACAAGAAGUUCCGCUGGUCACACUGGAACCACUCGUCAAAGCCUCGUUGAUUAACGAAUGGGCUAACUCAGUGAAAAAGCAAAAAGUGGAGGUAUAUUUACCAAGGUUCACGGUAGAACAGGAAAUUGAUCUGAAAGAUGUCUUGAAAGGUCUUGGAAUUACAGAACUGUUCAGCCGUAGCGCUGACCUCACUGCGAUGUCGGAUAACAAAGAACUUUACCUGGCAAAGGCGUUUCACAAGGCUUUCCUAGAAGUUAAUGAGGAAGGAUCAGAAGCUGCUGCUGCCUCAGGAAUGAUUGCAAUUAGCAGAAUGGCAGUGCUGUAUCCGCAAGUCAUAGUUGAUCAUCCUUUUUUCUUUUUGGUCAGGAACAGAAGAACAGGUACUGUGUUAUUCAUGGGGAGGGUAAUGCACCCUGAAGCGAUGAAUACGAGUGGCCAUGACUUUGAAGAGCUUUAACUACUGCCAGCUACCAAAAUGAGGAAAAAAGCACAUGAAGUUUGAAGCUAAUGUAUUUAAGGUUUGCUGUGUUUUCCCCCAAGAUACUGUUUAAAAUGCUUUCAGAUCUGUGUGCAAGUCAGUUUCCAGAGGAAAGUUCACAGUAUUAAAAUAAUGGUUCUGUUUGUCAUUGUGAUUGCUGUGUCCUUAAAAUAAAACUGUGUACAUGUCAACAACUGUUUCUUGUUCUAGUGAAUCGUAAAGCAACAAACUUGCAAAUCCAUAAUUCCUAAAUUUUUCACAGUCCAAAGACUGACUGGAUCAAUGAUAAAGGAGCAGAAUGGGUGCAGCUCUGAAUAAUCAAAUGGCAAACCGUGAUGAUAACGUACAGUUGAAGAACUACAUCUGGAAAAUGUAAUCUCUUCUUGUAAACAGACUGCGGUAUGCUGUCUCAUCAAAGUUAAUGGGAAAAAAUUAAGCCUAAUGGAUUCUAUCUAAGAUAACUGUGGUUGACUUUUUGUAUGAACUCCCACGUGUGAUUCUAAAAUGUUGCUUUUAUGAAUGCUCCUGCAUGCGAUUCUGCGAUUCACCUUCCAUAAAUGUUGAUGCCAAUAAAAUUUGAUCGCAUGGAUAUUUGAACCUAGUCAGUAUAGAAUAGCUAUGUAUGUGACUGAAGUAAAAAUGGGUGAAUAGUCAUGUCAUUUGUGUGAACACAUUUUUCUCCACAAAAGUAGUUGUUCUACUUUAACCUGAGCUUUACAGUAUCUCACUUCAGUGAUCUAGAAUGAUCGUUCUCAAAAUUAAAUACUUAUUUUCUUAGAUUUAAGUGUAUAAAGAUGUCUAAAGAUGUUCAGUUCAUGAAUGUCUAAAGGAACAGCAUAAUCCUUUUUCUUCCCUAACUUUUUAUUGAGGACAAACCGUCAGAGGAGAAUGACAUGUACCACAAGUAAAUGUUAGCCUGGAAUUAGCUGCUGUUUCCAUUUGCAAGAAGUACCAGCGAUCACUAGGCAGGCAUGUAAUUAUUUCUUCCCUCAUUGUACAAAAUAUGAGAUGAACAGAAGUUAUUUAGAAGGUGAGAGAAUGGGAGAAAAAGGAGGAGCUCUUGAAACAGGUCAUACAUACAGACUUAUAGAUAAAUGGGGUUUUCAGACAAUAAAAGUUUUCUUUUGAAUUCUAUGGGAACAAAUGCACGUUGGCUGAAUUUAACUUACGGGCCUCUCACACAUGCAUUCAAUUCAAAACAGCAUAGAUAGUGCUCACAAAGUUACUCAUGCAAGGAGAACUUCCCAAGGCUGGCACAUAGAUCACUUUUUUAUCCUGCUGGUGCAAAUCCUGCAGGUCAGGCUGCAAAGUGAUGCGUGGAGGCUGAGUAUGCUGCCCCUGAGGGUGUUUGAGCACAUACCACGUCCUGCCUCCUUGAACUGUUUGGUUAUAUUGCAAAGAGGAAAAAUGUAAAAAAAAAAUAAAACAAAACAAAAAAAGCUCCUGCUUCUUCUGCAUUGUUCUGCUGUUUGGUAUAGCCCUUUGUGUGUUAUAGUCUAGACUUGAUAAGAAAUGUUUCGUAUUGAACUUUAGGCAAAUUAUAAUCCUUAGUUCUAUAUAGUUAAAAAUGUUACACCUAGAAGCAUUCCCUCUCCCUCCUAAGAAAGAGAAGGCUAAUUUUACCAAGGUGUAGAACUAGCCUCAAUGCACUUAAAUCCAGCUCCUUUGACACUGUUAGAGAAGGGCUGGAUCUUCAUGUUUAGAUGAUUUCAUGGAAACCACCUAAUGUCUGUAAAAGUGACCCCACGUGGUAAAGAUCUCCUGUGUUUUUAACCUCAGCGGGAGCCUGAGUUUUAUGCUGUUACAUUUUUUCAGGCUAAAUUUUGAGGUGCUCACUGAAGUGGAAAGACAUGAGAAAGGUAACUCAAUGAAGUUUAUUCCCAGUGCAGUGAAAGAUCUUUCUGACCAAGUCUGUGGUAUUUUUUUUCAUUAGUUCCUUGCAGUGUAGAUGCUCCUUACCAAGGGAAAGACUUUGAAGAUAGACUUGAACUAAAGCUAUGGAGUUAUGGAAGGACAACUGCCAGACAGAAGUAUUUAUAGAGGAUAUCAGGCAAGUGCACAGACUUCCCUAGCAGUUAGACUGACCAUAGGUACUGAGAGGAAUGAUGCAUCUCAUGUGCUAAGUCUGAUUCUGAGAAUUGUCUCAGUGGGCAUAUUGGAAAGGAAGCAGAAACAGAGGUGCAAGCACUAGUUAUUUCACUUGAUACUCACCUAGUCCUUACAGAUGCAACAUAGCCAUUUCAUGUUUCUUGAAAAUCGAGAAUUAUCUGGUUUUCAGUAACAAGAAUGGGUUUAUCACUAAAUUAUGCACAAUUGUUCGUCGUACACCACAACGAGAGCAGCUCUCAAACAAUACUGUUUUUCAGAAGUAGUAUCUUAAGUAUUGUUACCAGUUUACUGAGGUAUAUGAAUACUAUCACAUUGUGGUUUUAAUCUAGAUUUUGUAUAUUCUUUUCAAAGAUGCUAUUGCUUCUGAGACAAAACUAGCAAAAUACUUUGUCUUACUGUUUUUAUGGUAAGGGGAAUUCCACAGUAGUAUUUCAUAUGUUGAGUUUAGGUGUGUGGUCUUCUUAAAAAAUAAAUUUGUAUUUUGUGUUGGGGGCUACAUCAGAAAAUAAAUUAAUGAAACUUC
Molecule: messenger RNA, 4008 nt
Organism: Oxyura jamaicensis (ruddy duck)
Lineage: Eukaryota; Metazoa; Chordata; Aves; Anseriformes; Anatidae
Product: neuroserpin
Exons: 9
Coding region: 123-1355 (410 amino acids)
Biological process (GO): negative regulation of endopeptidase activity
Molecular function (GO): serine-type endopeptidase inhibitor activity
Source: RefSeq, a predicted model, not a curated record